Messenger RNA from Carica papaya (papaya), 1351 nucleotides. RefSeq names its product Tetratricopeptide repeat (TPR)-like superfamily protein. The record is from RefSeq and is a predicted model, not a curated record. Gene Ontology annotation, cellular component: chloroplast thylakoid membrane. Lineage: Eukaryota; Viridiplantae; Streptophyta; Magnoliopsida; Brassicales; Caricaceae. Gene Ontology annotation, molecular function: protein binding.
UUUCAGCAUUGUAAGCACCAAAAAUCUCUCUCUUCUUGUCAGCUCCAGUUCCAUAUCCACUUCACUUUCUCUUCCCUUUCUUCAAUCUCCGAAUUGGAGCCAUGGCCGUGGUUUUUGGAAACUUGGCUCUGCUACUAGAUACGACGUCGCUUCGGUCGAUAACCACGGAUAGGAAGACCCGUUCGCUGGCGGUGGAUUUUGUUUUGAAUUUGCCGAAGAGAGACGCUCACUUAUACCACGCUUCUAUCUUGAGCAACAGCGUGGACUCGGAUGGGGAGACUCGUAAUCUUCGAACUUUGGCUCGCGCCAAAAUGAAUUCCAAGGCUAACGCCGUCGAUUUCGACGCAGGCUCCAGUGAAGAAGAUGGUAACGGCAACGGCAACGGCAACGGCAACGGGUUUGAGGACGACCAGGAGCUGUUCGAUUGGGAGCAGGAAAGGAGGAAGAGAAUUAAGGAGAUUGAAGAGAUGAAGGAUUUGGAGAGAAAAGCUGAGGAGUUACAGGAUAAAAUGGACGAAAGCGAAACCGAGGGGAGAGAGGAGACUGAAGAAGAGAAAAGGAUGAGAGUGAGAAAGGAGCUCGAGAAGGUGGCUCAGGAGCAGGCAGAACGAAGAGCAACUGCUAAGUUGAUGUUUGAGUUAGGUCAAAAAGCUUAUGGGAAGGGGAUGUACGGACGUGCAAUUGAAUUCUUGGAAGGCGCUCUCACAAUUAUUCCCAAGCCUACAUUAUUUGGCGGUGAGAUCCAAAUUUGGCUGGCCAUGGCUUACGAGGCAAAUAACCGCCAUGCAGAUUGUAUUGCACUUUACCAGCAAUUGGAGAAGAAGCACCCAAGCGUCACCAUUCGACGCCAAGCUGCUGAUCUCCGCUACAUAUUGCAGGCUCCUAAGCUUAAGAUAUCUCAGGAGGAAAUGGUAACCAUACCUCUAAUUGGUUCAAGUUAUGACAGCUAUGCAGUAACAUGGACUGACAAAUACAAGGAUAAGGAUCAAACAAGAAGUGGGUCCACAACGAAUCAACUCCCAUCAUCUAAGGAUUUUUUAGCGGACUUUCUGGUGUGGCGACCUCCAGUUGGAUGGGAGAAAAGCAGAGGUUUCUGGGUGGCUGUUACACUCUGGUUGUGCUUGGUAGGAGCAGCACUGAUUCUAGAAAGGUGAAGAAGGCAUACUGCAUGUACAAUAUUUGUAGUUGUUGAUUAUAACAUAUCAAUUGAAUUGUUUUUUCUUGAUUGUGGAAGAUUAUGUUUCACAAUAUUGUAUCUAUCAGUAAUCACUGUAAAGGAGACAAGGAGAAUGAUUAUUUUAUUGGUCAUUGGUCUCCUAUCAUGUGCCAAGCUAAUUCUUCCUUGAAAAAA